Rubroshorea leprosula is the source of this 732-nucleotide messenger RNA. The record is from the annotation of a GenBank genome assembly. Lineage: Eukaryota; Viridiplantae; Streptophyta; Magnoliopsida; Malvales; Dipterocarpaceae.
UGCUCUGAUUUAACCCUCCAUAACAACCAAGAAUUCUGCUGGCUAACUCCAGAGGACAUGGUCCGUUGCCUUCUCAAUUCCAUAACCCACUUCUGCCCCACCUCCAUCAACCCAAUCAAUGCUCUCGACAUUAUUGACACUGAUGUCUUCACCGCCCACUACUAUGCUCCUGCAUCCUCGGCGUUGCCUUUGCUUUCUCAAUCCCUAGUGACACAAACCUCUGUUGCUGUUGUGGGUGUGGAUGGGAAAUUGAUUGGUGAAAUCUCACAUUUGGUGCUCAAUGCCUAUGAUGAAUCUGUUUCUGCAGCCAUCAUGACGCUUUCAGAUGGUGAUUUGAUGGUGAAUAUGGAUUGUGGUGGACCACCAGAGGACCUGGUACAGCUGAUCAAGGAGAGAUUGCUAGAGAGGAAUUUGGAUCCUGCUUUGGAGUUGAUGGAGGAAGACUCGGGGAUUUCAUUUCAUUGGAUGAUGAAGUUUGCUUCGGGAAGACUACUAGAUUGGGGAGGAGUUCAAGGGCAAAUGUGUGCUACCCAUGGAGCUCGUUGGCGGCAGUCAUGAUCCAGGCACUAUCACGCCGAGCAUAUUAUGUGUGGGUUGUUGAAGAUGAUGGCACAUUAGCUGGGAUUGUUACCUUUGCCAGGAUGAUGAAGAUUUUCCAGAACAUAUGAAGCCUAUUGGCUUCGGGUAGUAGAGAAAAUUUCAGACUUCAGACAAUAAAAUUGAAAAUUCAAU